CGCCCUUUUGCUAAAACAAAUGCCUUGGAGCGUCGCAGAGCAUAAACUUGGAGUUGGACGAGAGAAUGGAGAUCUGAUUCAGUGAGCAGGCACUGCAAAUGGUUACCAGUCGAGGAGGGAGUUCAUCGUCGUCUUCUUUCGGGAUAUCUUCAUCCUGUUGUAAAAUCUUUCCAGUGAAACCAUCAUCUCCAUCGUCAUUCACAAUUCUUCGCUUGUUCGUACUCUUGAUCGUGUUCAUUUUCAUAUUCAAUUUCUAUAGUAGAAGCAUUUUAGAGGAUGAAGAAAAUCUAAAUCUGCGAUUGCCAGACUUUGUAUCUCAACAACAGCUGUCUAGUGAAAAACUUUGGGAAACCCCUUUUAGUGAUGGUUUACAUCCGUGUGUACAUCCUACAUCUAGAUAUCAAGCUAUUCAAGGAGGAGAUAAUAAUCAUUAUAUCACCGUAAGAAGCAAUGGCGGACUGAAUCAAAUGCGUACUGGUAUUGCUGAUAUGGUAGCAGUGUCACGGAUGAUGAAUGCAACCCUAGUUAUCCCUGAACUUGAUAAACGCUCAUUCUGGCAAGACAAAAGUGUAUUUUCAGAUAUCUUUGAUGAGGACCAUUUCAUUGAUAGCUUAAAAGGGGAUGUGAGAAUCAUAAAGAAGCUUCCUACUGAGUUGGUUUCUGUUCCUCGAGCAAGGAAGCACUUCACAUCUUGGGGUGGUUUAGGUUACUAUGAGGAGAUGACCAAAUUAUGGAUGGAUUAUCAGGUGAUUCAUGUUGCAAAAUCAGAUUCUAGACUUGCAAACAAUGAUCUACCUAUUGAUAUUCAGAGAUUGCGUUGUCGUGCUCUUUAUCAUGCUCUUCGAUUUUAUCCCUCUAUCGAAACCCUUGGAAAGGCCCUGAGCAAACAUGAUGCUGACAAACGCAGAAGCUAAUUGAACGGCUGAGAUCGCAUGGGGGAGGGGGAAGAUAUAUUUCUCUGCAUCUCAGAUAUGAGAAGGAUAUGCUGGCUUUUUCUGGUUGUACAUAUGGCCUUUCUGAUGCUGAAUCUCAAGAGCUCAGCUUAUUGAGGGAGAACACAAAUCACUGGAAAGUAAAGAAAAUAAAUUCAACAGAGCAAAGAAUUGCAGGAUUAUGUCCAUUAACUCCCAAAGAGGUUGGGAUUUUUCUCAAGGCUCUUGGUUAUCCUCCUUCAACAGCUGUAUAUAUUGCUGCUGGAGAAAUUUACGGUGGUAAAACUCAUCUUUCAGACCUCACUUCUCGUUUCCCAAACCUCUUAUUCAAGGAAAUGAUAGCAAGUGAAGAAGAGCUGAAAAUAUACGCGAAUCAUGCAUCACAAACAGCAGCACUUGAUUAUAUGAUUUCUCUUGAAAGCGAUGUCUUUAUUCCAACACAUUCCGGAAACAUGGCAAGAGCUGUUGAAGGCCAUCGCAGAUUCCUAGGCCACCGUAAGACCAUUACUCCUCACAGGAAAGGUCUAGUGGAAAUAUUUGAUAAGUUGGAAAGCGGACAACUUAAGGAAGGACUAUCACUGCAACAUCGUGUUCAGCACUUGCAUCAGAUAAGGCAAGGUGGUCCAAGGAAAAGAGAGAGUGCACCCGAUGGGAUUAAAGGAAGAGCAAGGUACAAAGCCGAAGAAUCAUUUUACCAAAAUCCAUAUCCCGAAUGCAUAUGCGCUUUACUACAAAAGUAACAUAAAAAAUGCAUUUCAUUUCCACAUUCUACAUCUGUAAAACCAGCCAGUCCCACAACCAUCAUGAGACAGGUAAAUCACACCAUAUUAAACCUUAAGUAUGGAUUCUAACAUUCUUACUGUUAGGGCUAGCAUGUAGGGAUUGUUGUAAGGAUUUGUAUAUCAUGCAAUAAUAUUUUCAUUAACUUUU
Messenger RNA from Lactuca virosa, 1862 nucleotides. Lineage: Eukaryota; Viridiplantae; Streptophyta; Magnoliopsida; Asterales; Asteraceae. The record is from the annotation of a GenBank genome assembly.